Messenger RNA from Didymella exigua CBS 183.55, 1700 nucleotides. RefSeq names its product Set1 complex component swd1. Gene Ontology annotation, molecular function: protein binding. The record is from RefSeq and is a predicted model, not a curated record. Gene Ontology annotation, cellular component: Set1C/COMPASS complex. Bases 108 to 1550 code for a protein of 480 amino acids. The transcript has 3 exons. Lineage: Eukaryota; Fungi; Ascomycota; Dothideomycetes; Pleosporales; Didymellaceae.
GACGACGCGUGCAUUGUCCUUCACCUACGCGCAUGCACAGCAGGCCCGGCUUUAAAGAUGCUGCGAGCUGAGCACGUCGCCUCUCUGCACCCUGCCCCGCCCUGAAGAUGAACCUGUCUUUGGUCGAUCCCUUUGUCCUCGCACAGGACUGCCCCGAUGUCAUAACCGGCCGCCUGCGCAGCGGUCACUCCACCUCCAUCCGCUUCAGCCACCGCGGCGAUCUACUAGCAUCUGGACGACACGACGGCAUCGUGGUCAUCUUCGACAUCGAGACCAAUGGCGUCGCCCGCAAACUGCGCGGUCACACGCGCCAGGUGCAGUCGCUGAGCUGGUCCACCAACGACCGCUACCUCCUCAGCGCUGGACAGGACUGGAAGUGCGUCCUCUGGGACCUGCAAGAUGGCUCCAGAGUGCGCACCAUUCGCUUCGAGGCCGCCAUCUUCAUCGCCGAACUCCACCCGCACAACCACAUGCGCUUUGUCGCCGCCCUCUUCGAAGACCAGCCUGUCAUUGUGGAUAUGACCGAGCAAGUGCCAGUGAAGCACCAGAUCCCCUCAGCGCCACGCCGCUCCCAGGUCGAGCGUGAAAACGCAACAGAAAAGCAGAAUGCCCAAGACGCUAAACAAACAACAACCAUGACGCUGUUCACGCCCUCUGGCAAGCACGUCAUUGCCGGCACAAACAAGGGGUGGAUGAAUAUUAUCGACACAGACACUCACCAAGUCAAGUACUCGUACAGAGUCACCAACAACAUCAUUGUGUACAUUCGUUUGACUCCCUCCGGGCGCGACAUUGUGGUCAACGCCAGCGACAGGAUAGUGCGCACGCUGCAUCUACCCGAUUUCAGCGACACCAAACUCGAUUUCGACUCAUUGCAGCUCGAGGUGGAGCACAGAUUCCAAGAUCUGGUGCAGAGGCUGUCAUGGAAUCACGUAUCCUUUAGUCCGAGCGGCGAAUACGUAACGGCAUCCACAUGGAUGAACCAUCACAUAUAUGUUUGGGAACGAGGGCAAGGCAGUCUGGUCAAGAUCUUGGAAGGCACAAAGGAAGAGCUGUCGGUCGUAGAAUGGCAUCCCUCGCGACCAUUUGUUGCCGCAGUGGGUGUUGACUCUGGACGAGUCUGGCUUUGGUCCAUUCUGCAACCGCAGCGGUGGUCAGCCCUUGCGCCUGAUUUCGUGGAGGUCGAAGAGAACGUCGAGUACAUCGAGCGAGAGGACGAGUUCGAUAUACAGCCGCUCGAAGAACUGCACAAGCGCCGUCUCGACCAGGAAGAUGAGGAGGUCGACGUCCUGACAAUCGAAGUCAAGGGUUCAGCAGCUGAGUCUGAGGCGGCGAAUAGAGAGUCAGGAUUCCUGAUGCCUGUGAUCUUGGAUAUUGAGAACAGUGAUAGCGAAGACGAGGUGGUCGCAGUCGGUGCUGGUCAGUUCAGACGCCGCAGCCCUGGUGCUGGCCGGGAGUGGAUGAACGACGACGAAGUCGCUAUUAGUGGAGACGAACGUCGAGCUAACGGGACAGCAGUGCAAAACGGUUCAAAGAGACGGCGAGGCUGAACACCGAGCGCAGAGUCGGGCAUACAGGAAACUUAAAGAAAGGAGCAGGGAACGCGCAUGGCAUAGCCAGCUUUGGAGCUUUAGUCAUCGCAAGCAAAGCACUCACAACCAAUGAUACCCAAAUACAAACCAAAAGCAAAAACACCACGA